AUGUCCACACGCGGUGCCCGAACCGUCGAACAUGAUGAUGCUGAUCUCUGCAAAGCGUGCAUCAUGAGAGACUACGAAUAUUUCGACGAGGGCAAGCUCCUUCACGCCUCUCGUGUCAACAAGGACCGCACUUCUCUUGGCAAAAAGAUACUCACCAGAGGAGCCAUCAUGUUUGGCCUCAUUGCCCUCGUCUUCGGAAUUGGUCUUCUCGCCUCCCACUGUCGUAUGCUUGCCAUGGUGCCUUUGCCAUACUUGGCUAACGGUGACAAUUCAGAUGGUGCAUCUCCCCCCGAGGCAGAGCUCAUCCAUGCGGAGCAGAUGGUGUCAGAGGCCGCCCAUGAGCUGGCUCGUCGUGGGGAAUGCGGCGAAGAUGGAAUCCCCUAUAAUCUCGCUGGCAACGUUGUCAUGGCCCAGAUUGCUGGAUCCUCUGGUCUCGGCACCGGCACCGGCACCGGCACUGGCACCGGAAUCCCUUUCCGCAUCAACGGCACUGUCGGUGCCGUUGGUACGACGGGUUAUACGUUGACUGCCAAGAGAGGAACGGGUCGAAGCACCGAAACCGGUAGCGUCGAGGCUUCUGUCAUGGAAACGUCCCAGACGGCGUCCGAACUCGAGACUAUACCCUUUGGCGUCAGCAUUCCUAUUUCGACUCAAACUGCCGUGUCGACCAUAUAUAGCAUUCGCACAACGGAUGAGUUUACGACUCGUGCUACUCAGACGACGGCGAUUACCUAUGUGCCGCCUGAGUCCGAGGAAGAUGGCUGCACUGCUGACCCGACGACCAAGACCCUCUCUGUCUAUGUCACCGUCUCUCCUGUCCCGAUCGUGACAAUCACUGCUGGUCGGCUGACGGCUACCCAAUAUGACACGGACGUUUCCUUCACCGACGGCCUUCCUGACGUGACGCUCUCCGAGCUCCCGUCCACUCGCACGGCCGUUCUCACUCAUGUCUCCUUCACCAACGGCCCUCCUGAUGUGACCAUCUCGGCCCUCCCAGAUACGCAAACCGACGUGCUGACCGACGUCUCCUUCACGGCCGGACCGCCCGACGCUACAGUGUCGGGAAAGCCGUCGACGGUAACGCACAUCGAGGCCAGCAUCUCCCCAAGCCAGUUCACCACAAUCACCAUCACAAAUCUCUGGGGCACGUUUUCACCGCAACCCUUGACGACGGUGACGGAAACCGACACGACCCAGAGGACGGUCACCGAGUACAAGAGUGUUACGGUCACGGCUGAGCAGAGCACGGGAGAAAUUACCAUCACGAUCACGGAUCCUUUCAACCUCCCGGCGAGCAGCACCAGCACCAGCACAAGCGCGAACGCCUACUCCUCCGCGCUGGGCGAGGCUCUCACCCCCAUGCCGUCCGAGCCCGACGUCGUCGUCACCCAGACCUUCACCACCACUGUCAAAGGAGGCCCUCCUGCUGUUUCCUUCACCACGGUGCGCGUGCCCGCUCGUGGCACCAACGGCACGGUCGACGCCACGCCUUCCGCCGUCGUCGUAUCGGAUGGUGGUAAAAGGACGGCACCUCGCGGCUGGGGUAGCAGCAACGGCUCUGGCAGUCUGGGAUGUCUCAUCAUGCUGGGUGCCCUCAUCGUGCUUGCCCUCUAG
This is a messenger RNA of Drechmeria coniospora, 1614 nucleotides long. RefSeq lists its product as uncharacterized. The record is from RefSeq and is a predicted model, not a curated record. The transcript is spliced from 2 exons. Bases 1 to 1614 code for a protein of 537 amino acids. Lineage: Eukaryota; Fungi; Ascomycota; Sordariomycetes; Hypocreales; Ophiocordycipitaceae.